This is a messenger RNA of Piliocolobus tephrosceles (Ugandan red Colobus), 1551 nucleotides long. It is a transcript of the gene GAPDHS, whose product is annotated as glyceraldehyde-3-phosphate dehydrogenase, spermatogenic. Gene Ontology annotation, biological process: glucose metabolic process; glycolytic process. Bases 1 to 1170 code for a protein of 389 amino acids. Gene Ontology annotation, molecular function: glyceraldehyde-3-phosphate dehydrogenase (NAD+) (phosphorylating) activity; NAD binding; NADP binding. Gene Ontology annotation, cellular component: cytosol. The record is from RefSeq and is a predicted model, not a curated record. Lineage: Eukaryota; Metazoa; Chordata; Mammalia; Primates; Cercopithecidae. The transcript has 11 exons.
AUGUCGAAGCGAGACGUCGUCCUCACCAAUGUCACUGUUCUCCAGUUGCUGCGACCGCCGUGCCCGGGGAGAAAAGAGCCCACACCAGUCAGGGAGGAAAUAAAGCCAUCGCCGCCGCCUCCUCGCCCUGCUACUCCUCCUCCUAAGAUGGGGCCUGUGCCCCGGGAGCUGACUGUGGGCAUCAACGGAUUUGGACGCAUCGGUCGCCUGGUCCUGCGCGCCUGCAUGGAGAAGGGUGUUAAGGUGGUGGCUGUGAAUGAUCCAUUCAUUGACCCAGAAUACAUGGUGUACAUGUUUAAGUAUGACUCCACCCACGGCCGAUACAAGGGAAGUGUGGAAUUCAGGAAUGGACAGCUGGUCGUGGACAACCAUGAGAUCUCUGUCUACCAGUGCAAGGAGCCCAAACAGAUCCCCUGGAGGGAUGUCGGGAGCCCCUACGUGGUGGAGUCCACAGGCGUGUACCUCUCCAUAGAGGCAGCUUCGGACCACAUCUCAGCAGGUGCUGAACGUGUGGUCAUCUCCGCGCCCUCGCCGGACGCACCAACGUUCGUCAUGGGUGUGAAUGAAAACGACUAUAACCCUGGCUCCAUGAACAUUGUGAGCAAUGCGUCCUGCACUACCAACUGCUUGGCCCCCCUCGCCAAGGUCAUCCAUGAGCAAUUUGGGAUCGUGGAAGGGUUGAUGACCACAGUCCAUUCCUACACGGCCACCCAGAAGACAGUGGAUGGGCCAUCAAGGAAGGCCUGGAGAGAUGGGCGGGGUGCCCACCAGAACAUCAUCCCAGCCUCCACUGGGGCUGCGAAAGCCGUGACCAAAGUCAUCCCAGAGCUCAAAGGGAAGCUGACAGGGAUGGCAUUCCGGGUACCAACCCCGGAUGUGUCUGUUGUGGACCUGACCUGCCGUCUCGCCCAGCCUGCUCCCUACUCAGCCAUCAAGGAGGCUAUAAAAGCAGCAGCCAAGGGGCCCAUGGCUGGCAUCCUUGCCUAUACCGAGGAUGAGGUCGUCUCUACGGACUUCGUCAGUGAUAGCCACUCGUCCAUUUUCGACGCUAAGGCCGGCAUUGCGCUCAAUGACAAUUUCGUGAAGCUCAUUGCAUGGUACGACAAUGAAUAUGGCUACAGUCACCGGGUGGUCGACCUCCUCCGCUACAUGUUCAGCCGAGACAAAUGAAACGGAAAGGUCCCUUCUUUCCUUCCCAGGGGCCAGGGCCGGAACAUGUGCCUCCCGUUCCUGCAUCUGGCUGCCCGGGGGAAGAAGGGCACCCGGGGCGGACGCCCCACGCCGCUGGGUCCAUGGUGAAAUAAAAAACAGUGCUCACAGCUGCGUCCCGUAUUUCUGCGCCGGUCACGGCGGGUUCUGAUCCGGGUUUGAGGCCCGCCCCACCCUUACUCGAUCGUCUGCGCCCACGGGCGAGGGGUCGCGCUUGACGCCAAGCCGGGUUCCACUUCGGGAGACAGAGACAGCGAUGGCAGCGAGAGAGGCCCCGCAUGGCCGGAAGUCACUCCCCACAGCGCUGGGCCGGGAGCGCUGGCAACCAGGCCCGGCUACGGG